This is a messenger RNA of Porites evermanni, 1331 nucleotides long. The record is from the annotation of a GenBank genome assembly. Lineage: Eukaryota; Metazoa; Cnidaria; Anthozoa; Scleractinia; Poritidae.
GAAGCAAUAGGUCCCCGGGGACUGUUAGGAUGUAAGGACAUUCAAGUACUUGCACAUGAGUUAUUCCUGUUGAAGGAUGCCACCGUCAUUACAGAAUCAAUAGAUGAUAAAAUUGUUGCACUCUGGGAGAAGCUUCCUACUGCAUUUCAGCAAUCGAGAGUUUUGUAUCCUCCACGAUAUAAGAAGCAUGCGGAGCACACUGGCCAUUUUAUGCAGAUGAAGCCAGCAACAACCCACACCCAAACUAUUACACCAGCGCUUGUUAGCCUUAGAAGGUAAGAUUCAUAGAAAUAAGAAUGUUAUUGUAAUGCCGUAAACUGGUUAACCGAGGACAUUACCAAGAGGAUAUACAUCAAAGCUCGUCGAGGUAAAAUCAAUAUUAACAUAUAAACUUAUACAAAAUAAUUGAUUUUUUCGCUGCCUGUGAAUUUGACUUAGAUAAUUGUUUGACUCCCCAGAGCAAUGGUUGGAGGAAAUUCCGGACCGGCUACUUCUGUAGAUGCCAGCCAACUUGUUGAGGCCAUCUGUUCAAAGCUAGAGGCAGUAUACAGCUCCUCGCAAAAGCGGCAAGGCAAAAGUUUCUCCAGGUGGAAAGUUAUCUUGGACAAGUACCAUCAUAUAAGAACUCUCGUGACACACCACGACCGCAUCAUGCAGAAGACCAACAUUCAGCUGUACAAGCUCAACCAAACAACUCUCCUUGCAUGGUGCGUUCUGUUAGGCUGUUGCACUGUUAGUUAAUACUUAAGAAAACUGCACUCUAGUAUAUAGUUUUCAUCUAUUGUCUCCAUAUACAUAGGUGGAAUAAGAGCCAAAAGACUAUGGAGGAGAAGAUACUGAAACAGACCCUGACAACACUGGCAGCCAUGGAAGCAAGCGAACCUCUUCCCCAAGCCAGAAAACUCCUGCCAAAGCCCAUAGAGAGCCAAGCACCCCCAUUCCAGUAUAAUAUAGUUCAGAAUACUCCUAGUGAAAGGCACCUUUACAUACCACUCCCUAACGAGACGCAGCAACAACGACCUGUUGUGUACAAUAGCCCCGACCCGAAAACAGUGCCUAAAUCUACAUUGUACAACCAGAGGAAGAGGGCAGCCGAAGCAGUGUCAACUUCGCAAGAGAAAGAAAGGCGAACUUAUGUUCGAAAAGCGACAUUCAACACGUGUAAACAUUGUAAACUUCCAAAAAUAGUGGAUUAUGGGCAUGGGAAGUAUACUGGGGAAAUGGGGGUCGAAACGUUUUGUCCUUCCGUUGAAGGAAAAAAAUAUCCAAAUAAAGAGACUUGGUUGGAGGCGCGAAACAAAGAAAAUCCUCCUAAAAAGAAAAAGGAGUGA